This is a messenger RNA of Staurois parvus, 346 nucleotides long. Lineage: Eukaryota; Metazoa; Chordata; Amphibia; Anura; Ranidae. The record is from the annotation of a GenBank genome assembly.
UCAUGCUGCUGCCAGGGGUCCAGAGUCUCUCAUGGGUCCCUGUACGGCCUCCCAUUGCUGCUGUCUCCAUCGCCACACUCUGCCAUGUGCCACUUUCAGGUCUCCUCACACUGCUGGUGUGUUCCAUUUUGUCAUAGGGUGCUGGCAGAUUACGGGCCUCCCAUUGCUUGCUGCUGCCAGGCCCGUAAUCUGUCAUGGGCCCCUGUACCGCCUCCUCAUGCUGCUGCCAGGUCCAGAGUCUCUCAUGGGUCCCUGUACGGCCUCCCAUUGCUGCUGUCUCCAUCGCCACACUCUGCCAUGUGCCACUUUCAGGUCUCCUCACACUGCUGGUGGGUUCCAUUUUGUC